AAAUGAUUCCUGUAACGUUCAGCACUAUGCUACUGAAGGAAGACAUUGCGUGUGUUUUUAUUAGCAUUCGCGUUUAUGUUUUUGGACUGAUAUUCUGAUCUGCGUCACACGAUGGGGUGAAUGAUGAUGACAAGACUUUGUUGGAAAGGCUCUAAGGAGGAGGAGGAGGAGGCUUCAGGCACUCGAUUGGUAUAUUUGGAGCUGGCUUAAAACAGAUUUACUCGACAUCAUAAACACCCGAUGGGAGAUCGUCAAUAUGGGACUUGAAAACUACAAAUUCUGUAUUGGGUUGCUGCUAUUACUCUGCCUAUCGUCAAUCGCGACGAUGUUUACGGCGAUGUACCAUUUAAGUGACCUUAAAGAGAUAAGAGCGAAGAAGAAUUCUGCAUUGGGCAUCCGACAGAUACUCAGCUCCAGGCAAGCAGCUCGAAUUGAAAGGAAUCCGUCAUCGUCUGGUUUGGGGGAAGCCUCAAUAUCCUCGGACAAGAAUAGAGGUUCACCUGAGGGAGAUGACGCUUUUCGGAAUCUCAGUAUUAUAUCAUUUAGAUAUGACACACUGUCUGCUCGUAGAGGUCUAACUCACAGCAUUGCUAAUGUGGAAGACGAUGUUCUGACGUUCGAUACAUAUGACAUUUUAAAACCACUAUCGAAUGUAACCAUUGAAGAAAGCAGCUUGGUUCACAAAAUCCAACAAAAACAGAGAAACGCUGACUUUAACUGUGUCAUCAGGAUUGCCAAGUAUUGUUCCUCUCGUUGUGAUUAUCUAGUUAAAGGUAAACAUUCGAGGGAAUGGACGCCAUUCAGAUGUGAACUCAGUGAGUUCUGUAGGUUUGAGACUCGUUUUAUAGGUAACCUCACCAAGGAGGUUAUGAAGACCAUCGAUGUUGUUUUCUUUAUACCCGGAUAUCGGGAUGUUCGUCUGAAGCAAGUGAUGGCUGCAAGAUCACCAGGACAACUCUGGGUCCUCUGCGCCAAAGAGAGUCCUCAGCAUGACCCAGAUUAUGCUCCUCGAGGUCUAACAGGAAACCCUUUCAAUCUCACCAUGACGUAUGUCAGGGACAGUGACAUUUACUUCCCAUACGCCACCGUGCGGACGCUUGGGAAGCCAAAUGAACAUCCGCCAGAUAUUCCAAAGAAAACCAAGCUGAUAGCUUGGAUGGCAUCCAACUGCAAACCAUAUUAUUGGAAACGAACUGAACUAGUGAAAGCGAUUCAAGGGAAUAUCUCGGUGGAUAUGUACGGCAAGUGCGGUACGGGAAGACUUGCCCAUGAUAAAACCAUCGAGACCCUCAAGCAAUAUAAAUUCUAUAUCGCGUUUGAAAAUAGCGAAUGCCGGGAUUACAUCACGGAGAAGGUGUGGAAAAAUUGCCUUUUACAGGGAAUCGUACCGAUCGUCUACGGAUCAACGCGCGAAGGCUACGAGAAGUCACUCCCAAGGAAUUCCUUCAUCUCCGUAGAGGAUUUCAGUAACAUGAGCGAAUUUGUAGAUUACAUUCACGCACUGGAUAAAGACGACGCGCGUUACAUGAAAUAUUUCGACUGGAGGAGGGACGGCACGGUGCAGUUUCACUCUCCAUCUGCGUUCAGAGGUAGCAGACCGGAACUAAAUUUCUGUUACCUCGUCAAAAAACUUCUCCACGUCUUCGUACAUCCAGAGAACACUUGGCAGAAAAGAAAUCCAGAUUUUGCAUCUUGGUGGCGAGGGCAAUGUGCCGAUUAUUCUAUUAAGAAAAUCGUUCUGGGAUUCAAUACCCAUCGGUCAAGAGAAGAACAGGCAAUCAUCAAUGCAUCUAAGAGACGUGGUGACAUAGAAAAUGUAGUUGGUGUAAUUAAUUGAUAUAAAAAGCCAUAGAAGAUGUUAUAAUGCUAGAAAGAUCUAGUUAGAGUUCUACCUUGAAUAUAUAGGUCUAAGUACAUCAUGCGAUUAUUUGAGAAUUCGUUUGACAUGUUGGAAAUAACGACAGUUCAUGAUAAGACAGUCCGCGAAAUUCGAACUUAUAAUUGAUGCGCGAUGAGAUACAGGGCCGUAUCAACACCUCUGGUUUAACUGGAAGGGACAGGAAUAUUGAACUUGCCAAUAUCCGAUACUGGCCUACAAGAGAACCCCUCUUUUUAUAUUACAUGAUUCUAAUUAAUGCAGUAGCUGUAUUGUAAUGGGAAUAUCUUAAUUAGUUUCUUAAGUGAUUCGGAAAUGAUGUUUAAACAGACUGUGAUGCAGAAAUUUGGAAUAAAAAAUAUAUAUUAUGUUCUAACUGCUAAAGAACCAAAGAAAUUCAAAACAAAUUUUUGAGAAUAUCCUUAGAGGGAUGCUCCGGGCUGAAAAUAUUUAUCUCUCAAUAAAUAGAGAAAAAUUCACAAAACAAAAUGCUGAAAAUUUCAUUAAAAUUGGAUAACAAAUAACGAAGUUAUUGAAUUUGAUAGAUUUGCAUUAUUCUGGUGAACAGUUCUAGGCACGUCUUCAUUGUUCUUUGCAUUUUAUUAAAUGAAAUUAGGUUUGUGUAAUUUAUUUACCACGAACCAAAACAAUUGGAUUGACAAUUGAUUAAGUGCAUUAGUUGUUUCUUGCUGCAACUUAUUUCAUCAUAAUGGAGAUACAUCAUUUACAC
Molecule: messenger RNA, 2606 nt
Organism: Lytechinus pictus (painted urchin)
Lineage: Eukaryota; Metazoa; Echinodermata; Echinoidea; Temnopleuroida; Toxopneustidae
Product: alpha-(1,3)-fucosyltransferase C-like
Exons: 1
Coding region: 257-1837 (526 amino acids)
Cellular component (GO): membrane
Molecular function (GO): alpha-(1->3)-fucosyltransferase activity
Source: RefSeq, a predicted model, not a curated record